Messenger RNA from Cricetulus griseus (Chinese hamster), 864 nucleotides. Lineage: Eukaryota; Metazoa; Chordata; Mammalia; Rodentia; Cricetidae. The record is from RefSeq and is a predicted model, not a curated record.
AUGGUAGGACAUUGCAUUGAUGAUGUCAUUCAUGACAAAAUAUUGAACCCUGGGAGUGUUAUUCCCAAGAGUUCAGUGUCUUUUCAACUCAGUGUGCAGAUGUUUUUGAGCAAAAUUUGUUUGUUUUAUCCUUCCGAACCACUGGAUGUCAAAACCAAGUUUUACAAUUCAGACAAGGAUGACUUGUUUCUUGAAGUCCAGAUUGAAAACAUUUCCCAUUCGACUGUGUUUAUACGAGAAGUGUCCUUGAAGCUACCUGAAAUGUACACUGAGGAAGCAUUAAACACUCUCAACCUGGAAGGAGAAGAUGAGUGUACGUUUGGAACCAGGACCUUUCUGCAGGCAACAGAAGGACGCCACUACUUAUACCACUUGCAGUUCAAGGAGGAAUAUUUGGAGAAAGCGAGAACCCUUAGUGGGCUAAUGGAAAUGGGGAAGUUAGAGAUCGUGUGGAAAAGGGAACUUGGAGAAAUGCCAAUGCUACACACAGUCCCACUUCGAAGAGAAGCUCCAAGUUGUGGAGAACUGAAGCUGUCUUUGGAGAAAAUUCCAGAUACUGUAGCCCGAGAAGAACCUUUUCAAAUUACCUGCAAGAUAACAAAUUGCACUGAUAAGAAAAUGAAACUGCUUUUGAAAAUGUUUGAUACGACUUCGGUCCGUUGGUGUGGAUGCUCAGGAAGAAAGCCUGGUAGGUUGAAGCCAGGCUCAUCUCUGUCAUUUACCCUGACACUACUGUGCUUACAGCUCGGCCUGAGGAGCAUCUCUGGCAUACGGGUAAUAGAUACAACAUUAAUGACCAAAUAUCGCUAUGAUGAUGUUGCAAAUGUCUGCGUACUGCCUUCCAUAGUUAACAUGAAAUGCUAA